AUGACCAUUAAUCGACCGGCGAGCGAUGUUCGGCAACAUCCUGCAACGGUACCGGUAGUCUGCAGCGGCGACGACAGCGCUCGCAGCUCGUCACGGACCUUCUUCUCCGGUCGUCACUGCCGCCAGUCCCGGUCUCAAUCGGGCGACACCUUUCACCCCUCCCCCAGGCCGUUCGGUUUCCCAUCAAACCGGACGCCUUUUCCACCACCAACGCUGCUGCUGCUACAAUUGCUGCUAUUGCUUGUUGGCCCGGUUCGGUCGCAUCCUCGCAAUGAGAAGGAAAACUUUGUCAAGACCACGGACGUUGAAGCAAUCGAGGACCAUCAGGCAAUACUCUACUGUCCGCUUCUAGCGUCGAACCGAGACAAAAUCAAUAUGGUCCUGUGGUUUCGCGACAACGCUGGCAUUCCACUGUACAGCCUGGACGUACGAGGUAAAUCGCUCAAUGACGCCCAGCACUGGUCGGCCCCGCAGGUGUUCGGUCCUCGGGCACGAUACAUCAUCGAAAGUGACCCAGCAUAUCUGGAAUUGAACGAAAUUAAACGCCAUGACCAGGGAAUUUAUCGCUGCAGGGUUGAUUUCCAAAAUAGCCAAACACAAAGCUUUCGCUUCAAUCUCACCGUGAUUAUACCGCCAUCGCAGCCAGUGAUCCUGGACCGCUGGGGACGCGUCAUAAAUAGUACAAUAAUCGGACCAAAGGAGGAAGGAGAUGAUAUAAUGCUGACCUGCCGCGUGGUUGGAGGUAGGCCUCAGCCUGACGUGCUCUGGUUCAUCAACGAUAAUCUGGUGGAUAAUCAGAUUGAGCAGAACACCGGAAACAUUAUCGAAAAUCGCCUGCUGUGGACGUCCGUCCAGCGGCAUCAUCUUCAUUCGGUAUUCACUUGUCAGGCGUCGAACACAAAGCUAAUGCAGCCCCGGACGAGCAAGUUCGUGCUCGAUAUGUACCUAAAACCGUUGGCGGUGAAAAUUCUCAACUCGACCGAAUCGUUGGCCGCACACAAGGAGUACCAGAUCGUAUGCCAGUCGACCGGGGCGCGCCCGAAUGCGGUCAUCCAGUGGACGAAGGGCAAGAAGACACUGAAACGUAUCAAGGAGCACUCCGUGCGCAACACCACCGUCUCGGUGCUGACCUUCGUGCCGACGGUCGAGGAUGAUGGUCGGUUGCUCGGAUGUCGGGCGCAGAACCCGAAGGUGGUGGGACUUUUCCUCGAACACUUCCAAAAUAUCAGCGUGCACUAUCCUCCGGUAGUUAUCCUUCAUCUCGGCUCCACCCUAGCAAUGGACGACAUCAAGGAAGGCGACGACAUCUACUUCGAGUGCAAGAUACAAUCAAACCCGGCUUGGCGUAGACUAACCUGGCUGCACAAUGGAGUGCAACUACCUCAAAACUCGUCGUCGACGAAAAUCGUUCGCUCCAACCAGAGUCUGGUCAUACAGAAGGUGACACGAUACUCGAGCGGCUCGUACCAGUGCGGGGCACUCAACUCCGAGGGAGAAACGCUAAGCAACGAGAUCAUACUCAAUAUCAAAUAUGUUCCACUAUGUGCCACUGAUAAGAUCGUCAGCAUUGGCGUCUCGCUGGACGAAACAAUCACUGUCAGCUGCGACAUCAUCACGCAUCCCCUGGCAAGCAAAUUUUACUGGCGCUUCGAGAACUCGGAGGAAGUGCUGGAGAUUGAGCAGCAGCGGUUUUCCAACAAUGGCACGACGAGCCAGUUGCACUACACGCCGACCAGCGAGCAGGACUACGGGACACUGUCGUGCUGGGGCACGAACGAGAUCGGCACGAUGGCUGAACCGUGCAUUUUCCACCUGAUUGCUGCCGGUCUACCGACGUCGGUCAUCAACUGUUCGUGGCGCAAUUUCACCAAUGCAUUCGAGGUCUCCUGCCACCAAGGGUACGACGGUGGUCUCAAGCAAUCGUUUGUGCUGGAGAUGAUCUCCAGGAGAUACCCCGGUCACAGCAUAAACUUCACCAACGCCGAGGAACCCAUCUUUAGCGUCACUUCAUUCGAUCAGAUCCGCCAGCAACUCCCGACCGCCCGGCAGCCGGACUCGCUCAAGCUCUACGUCUACUCGGUCAAUCAGAAGGGUCACAGUCCACGGAUCUUCAUCGCCGAUCUGCUCAUACCGGCCGCAGCAGAAGAUCCCGCACCGAUGGGCGACCACAAGUCCACCCUCCUGACGCCCAUCCUCAUCGGUCUGUUCCUAACCAUUGUACUGAUCAUCAUCAUCAUCAUCGUUAGAAUUUAUCUGAAAUCUAAAAGACUUAAACAAAAUAUCAAUAAGGAGAAGCGGUACACGGAGGAGUCGAAAAAUACGCUCCUUUUGGUCGAUAUAUCCAAAAAGGACAAACCCACGAAAACCACCAAAUGGAUGAACAACGUCGGUAGCAGCAUCAAAACGAAAACGAAAAUAGAAACAAUCGACGACGAGCAGGAUCCCGAUCUGAUACCGUAUCCUCGCCUGACGGACAUUCACCAGGAGGAGCUGAUACCGAUGAACUCGACCGGUUCCUCAUUCACCAUCAAGCAGCAGCACCAUCACCAGCCUCAGCAGCAACAUAAACAGCAACAGCAGCAGCAAUCGGACAUCGAACAGGAAAAGGACAAAGAUCGGUUGUACCAGCAGCCGAAACCAAUCAUCCUACCAGGCACCAGCUACCGGGACGAGGAAAUCUCAGUGGCGGAAAUCAACCUAAAAGGAAUUGAGGACUUCCUAAUGACAAACCGGGUACCGGAAAGUUGUGUGUGAUAUCGAUCGAUCGGAAACCGUAGUAUUCGUAGCAUUUCGGGGGCCGCUUUUUGGACCCCCACGCUGAGGGAAAACUUGAGUCAACCGGGAGAGCGAGGAAACCGGUUCCGCUCGGUCUGGUUAUCCUUAUGUUGUCAUCAUGGGCUUUGUCUAGCUUGUUUCCAUUUUCCUCUCUCUUCCUUCUUUGGUGUGCGAUUGAUUUGAUUUAACCCAUACGAGGUUCAUCUGCCUCCCGUUUCAUAGUCCUCCUCCGAAUUUGCUUCCCUUGUUUAAGUUUCCUUCGCCAAGAAAACUUGUCGCCAAAGAACAACUUUCCAAGCGCACCGGAUGGAAAAGUUAUUUGCAUCCGAAAAGUAGAAGUAAAACUGAAUCAAAAAGGCUUCACCGACCGUUUGGUCAGGCUACUGGAAAUAAGCUCAAAGAGACGAAUGGUCAUGUCUCGACCAGCUAGCUAGUAUUGCCGAUGUUUUGCGUCCUUUUUGAAAAGGAUUUUCUCGAGUGGAAGAGAAACAUCGGAAAAAACAAGAGAGAAAAAGAUGGCUUAUACUGAUGGGAAAAGUACACCGUAAAACAACUGAACCUUACUAAAUCAACUUGGCAAUAGUAAAUGUAAAGUAAACUAAAAGUUAAGCAAAUAACUACAAACUGUUAGUUGGUAAAAUGGCGCGAUAAAGCCAAAACUAGGACAAUUGGCGCCCGUUCCCGGAUGGCGCGCUAUUGUUGUUCAUGUUGCGAGAUUACGCUACGAAAGAGAGAGACAGAGAGAGAGAGAAGUAUUCAUACAAUGCUACAAUAAAUCAACGAUGGAAAAUAUGGAAGCAAACUAAAACUGCUCUACUCAAUAUGGAAGUGUACCUAACUAGGAUUGAACGAUAUAAUUGAACGAAAAAAAAAAACAAACGUGUAUUAUUGUACUACUGCUCCUGCAAAAGAUAAAAGAAUUAAUAUUAAACAUUAUUAUGUUUAUUACUUUUAUUAAGUAUAUUAUAUCGAUUUGUGUAAUUAUGAAAAAGCAAAUGAAAUU
Messenger RNA from Anopheles coustani, 3778 nucleotides. RefSeq lists its product as uncharacterized. The record is from RefSeq and is a predicted model, not a curated record. The transcript has 15 exons. The coding region runs from base 1 to 2754 and encodes 917 amino acids. Lineage: Eukaryota; Metazoa; Arthropoda; Insecta; Diptera; Culicidae.